UUCUGGAGAUAUCUUCCGACACCGAAGAAUCCAACAGUCAUGCCUGAUCCCUCCGUCAAAGCGCCCAAGAAGGGCUCCAAGAAAGCCGUCUCUAAGACCGUCAGCAAGACCGGCAAGAAGAGGAGAAAGUCCAGGAAGGAGAGCUACGCCAUCUACGUGUACAAGGUGAUGAAGCAGGUCCACCCCGAUACCGGCAUCUCCUCCAAGGCCAUGGGCAUCAUGAACUGCUUCGUGAGCGACAUCUUUGAGCGCAUCGCCGGUGAGGCCUCUCGUCUGGCUCACUACAACAAGCGCUCCACCAUCACUUCCAGGGAGAUCCAGACCGCUGUCCGCCUGCUGCUGCCCGGCGAGCUGGCGAAGCACGCGGUGUCUGAGGGAACCAAGGCCGUGACCAAGUACACCAGCUCCAAGUAAACCUGCUGGAGACCAACACCACAACGGCUCUUUUAAGAGCCACACACUUCUUCUAAAGGUCAAUUCCUGAUGCUGGCAAAAUAUGCGCAGAUAAAAUGAAGAUGUCUGAUGCUUGAUUUUAAAUUUAUUGCACAUAGGAGCUCUUGUUUCCCCUCGUUAGAAUUACUAUUAUUAGUCAAUGGGAACUCAAAUUCACUUCAAUAAAAAGUUAUGAGCGUUUUACCCGAUUCCUCCAGAAUCAGAAUACACAAAAGUUGAUGUUUCACACUUAAUGAAGUUUUCUAAUAUCCAGCAGUGCUAGCUGUAUCAAUUAAAUGGUUUUUGUGUACACAUAUUCUGUACCAUAUUUGUAUACCAUGGACAUGUAUUGAACAGUGUGUUUGAUCAUUAAAUAAGAUCCAGACUAUUUUA
This is a messenger RNA of Cyclopterus lumpus (lumpfish), 825 nucleotides long. Its product is annotated as histone H2B-like. Gene Ontology annotation, molecular function: DNA binding; structural constituent of chromatin; protein heterodimerization activity. Gene Ontology annotation, cellular component: nucleosome. The transcript has a single exon. The coding region runs from base 40 to 414 and encodes 124 amino acids. The record is from RefSeq and is a predicted model, not a curated record. Lineage: Eukaryota; Metazoa; Chordata; Actinopteri; Perciformes; Cyclopteridae.